Molecule: messenger RNA, 866 nt
Organism: Cyclopterus lumpus (lumpfish)
Lineage: Eukaryota; Metazoa; Chordata; Actinopteri; Perciformes; Cyclopteridae
Product: methyltransferase-like protein 27
Exons: 6
Coding region: 123-845 (240 amino acids)
Source: RefSeq, a predicted model, not a curated record
UCGUCUGAGGCUCGUGCUCCGCUCGGUGCGCAGUGAUGCUGCUCGCGCAGUGAUGCUCGCGCUCGGAUGCAGGGAGUCUGCGCGGAGGAGCUCGCGAUGAGACGGGACAAAGUCUCCUCGUCAUGGCCGAGUCCUGCAGAACUCAGGAGGAUGCGAGGGCCGCGUUCCAGACCUGUAAGAGUCCUGAUGCAAAAGAUCGAGUUCAAUUCUACGACAGCUGGGCAGAAAACUAUGAGAAGGACCACAGCCUGAUGAGCUACAGAGCUCCUCACCUGGGGAUCGACUUCCUGCUGGAUAACUUCUCGGGGAGCCGUGGAGCCGCUCGGGUUCUGGACGUGGCCUGCGGGUCGGGAUGGAUCGCUAAGCUGAUGGUUGAACUGGGCUUCAAGCACUUUGUGGGCGUGGACGGCAGUCAAGGCAUGUUGGAUCAAGCCGCUAAGACCGGCCUCUAUAAAGAGCUCAAACUGGCCUUACUGGGAACAGAGCCACUUCCUGCACAGACUGGUGCGUUUGAUGUGGUGAUCAUCGUGGGCGCUCUGGAUCCUGGUUUUGCACCAGUCAGCGUUGUCAGGGAGCUCUGCCACGCUGCCAAACCAGGUGGGUUGGUCUGCAUGUCGAGAGGCGACCACCGAGGAGCAGCAGGACUGGACUACAAGAAGGAUCUGGAGCGAGAGCUGCAGCUGAUGCAGGAGGAGGGCCUGUGGAGUCCAGUAGGACUCAAACACACGGACCGAUACAUGGAGGACCCACAUCUGAACACCCAGAGAGUCCAGGAGCUGCAGCAGGACCAGCGAUUCAUCAGUGGGACGGCGUAUCUGUACAAGAAAGCACUCAUUAAAAUCUGAUAUUAAUAAACAGAAAGUUUA